Molecule: messenger RNA, 1623 nt
Organism: Cornus florida
Lineage: Eukaryota; Viridiplantae; Streptophyta; Magnoliopsida; Cornales; Cornaceae
Product: jasmonate-induced oxygenase 4-like
Exons: 6
Coding region: 622-1422 (266 amino acids)
Source: RefSeq, a predicted model, not a curated record
UCAAUUUUACAAUAAAUAGUAAGAUUAAAUUUGUAUUUUCAGAGCUCGGUUAACGGGUUGGUCAUGAAUACUGGGACAAUGCGACAAUGUAAUCGCUUUUUGAAGUAUCGGAGAUUUUUUAAAAUUAUUUGGAGGCGUAUGAUCAAAAUAUAAAAAUAUUGGGGGUUUUAUGUAAUUAGCCUUUAUUUAUUUUUCCUUAAGCCGCGGGUGAAGAUUUUUUUUUCAGUACUCCUCUCAAUCUCAAACGAAACCUAGCCCUCUAUCUCUUGAAUCCAUCAACGAAACCCUAACCCUCUUUAAGCACAACCACGACUUUGCCUCAAUCACAGAGGAUGAUUGUUUGGAUCUUUGUCUUUCGCAAGUUUCAGCUUCAAUCACAGAAGUUAUUUCUAAUUAUUUCUUCAAUCACAGAAGUUAUUUCUUCAAGCAUAGAGGAUAAGCCCUAACCCUCUCUAACCCAGGCUAGUAAAGCUGAUCGGGCUAAAAAGAAGCACGAAAAGGAAAGAGUGGUAAGGCUGCAGGAUAAAGAUAAGGGCAGAAUUGAAGCCCAAUUCAGAGUGGAUGAAGCUUUUUCACAAAAGAUAGCAGAAGCACGACAAAUGAUGCGGAAGAGAAGGACAUAUGCUGCCUGACUUUGUCUGCAGAAGAGUACGUGGAAUUACGAAACAGUUGUAUGCACUUCCUAUUGAAGAGAAAAAGAAGUACUCUCGAGCAAAUGAUGAAGCUGAAGGGUGGGGUGGUGACUUGAUUGUUUCAAGAAAACAAGUUAUAGAUUGGUCAGAUCGCCUCACUCUUAAAAUACUCCCUGAAGAUGAGAGAAGGCUCAACCUUUGGCCACAAGGCCCAACUGAUUUUAGAGAGAUUUUAAAUGAUUAUGCAAUGAAGAUGAAAUCUAUUUUAGAUCUUCUUAUUAAGGCGAUUGCAAAGUCGUUGGAUUUGGAAGACAAUUGCUUGUUGAACCAGUUUGGAGAUUGGGCGGUGUUGAGUGCAAGAAUUAACUUCUACCCACCUUGUCCAAGACCUGAUCAAGUUCUUGGUCUCAAAACUCGUUCAGAUAGAUCAGGAAUGACUGUUCUAUUGCAGGACAAAGAUGUGGAAGGUCUUCAAGUCCUCAAGGAUGAUCAAUGGUUCAAAGUCCCCAUAAUUCCCUAUGCCCUUUUCAUUAAUGUGGGUGAUCAGAUGCAGAUAAUGAGUAAUGGAAUUAUCAAGAGCCCAGUGCACAGAGCAGUAACAAACCCCGAAAAGCAGAGGAUUUCGGUGGCUGUAGCUACUAAGCCAGAAGAAGAAAGAGAGAUUGGACCAGCAGAUGGCUUAAUAGAUGAGAAAAGGCCUAGGUUGUAUAGAAAUGUGAAAAACUAUGCAGCAAUCAACUUUGAAUGCUUUCAGAAAGGGAAUGUAGCAAUUGAUACUGUCAAGAUUUAGUUCCAUGAAGAAAGAUGUUGAAAUUUGAAGUUGUAUGAGGAUUCUACUUGUUUUAUAAUGAAUAAAUCUGCACAAAAAUGCAGCUUUUUAAUUGCAUAUUACUGCGAAAGCACCGCGUUCUAAUGUGGCUUUGUCUGAAGGCUGAAUAUAUGAUGACAUAGAUAAAAAUGUUAUGUGUGGCUAAGUGCUGCUGUUUUUUUA